AUGCCGGGAUUGAAUUGGGCCGAAGUUGACGCUGCCACCGUCGCAUGCUUCAGCACUAAGUUUCUGCAAACUGAGCUCAUUCGCCGCGGAAUCGAUGCUGCCGGGUACAAGAGACGACCUGAUUCAACGUUUGACAGCGUGCCUGGAGGAAGCUCGUGCAGCGAUUCCGAAAGCACCGAGACCAGCCUCAGCGCCAGCUUCCUCGACCAGAGUGCAAUUCCCUGCCUCGCCCCCGACGGGUCCAAGAUAACUAUAGUGACCAAGUCUGCAAUCAAGAAUCUUCCUCUGAUGCCCUGGACACGCGAGCCCCUAACCGUUGUUGGUGGAUCAAGUGUGCAUCCCGAAGGCACGGUCUGCCUGAAGAUUACAGUGGGCCCCAUAACAGCUCUAGUGGAAGCCGCUGUGAUCAGCAAUAAUGUCUUGCCAGUGAUACUGGGUGAAGAUUGGUUUCGUGCCAGCAAUACAAGACUCGUGUUCGAGCCUCCAAAUCCAGCUGAAAUCCACCAUCUGGCCUCUGGUACAGUCAUACAGGCACACCAGAAGCUGUAUCCACGUGCCUCAUGCGCAGCGGAUGGUUCCGUCGCCGUGACCCGGGGAGAACUCUUCGUCCUAAUGCAACGCUAUGCAGCGGGCUUCCAAAAGCAUGGCGUACAGCCUGGAGACCGAGUAUGCGUGCACCUCGCGAACAGUGUGAACAACUUUGCGGCCAUGUGGGGAUGCGUCUUCGUUGGAGCAAGUGUCACGCUUGCGAGAGCAUCUCUCGCCGCACGCGAACUGCACUACCAACUGAUUGACAGCGACAGCACUCACAUUCUCACGGAGGACGCUUUCGCUGAAAAAGUACUGAAGGCGGCAACUUCAGUAAAGCUGAAGGGAUUCUUUACCACGGGUGUCGCGGGAGGGUUUGUAUCAACGGCCACAUUUCCCGAGCUCGAAGAGGCUUUGUUUCGUGAGGUUCCCGUCGAAGAUCCAAGAAACUGCGUGCUCGGUAUCUGCUACACAUCAGGUACCACAGGUCUGCCCAAAGGAGUGGUCGCCACCCACUACGCCGUCGUCGCAAAUAUGGCGACUGCAGGGCCCUGCUUACCCUGUGACGCCAGCGACGUGGUUCUUGAUACGGCCCCUAUAACACAUGGCUCCGGCUUCAACUCCAUCACUUUCGGAGUGCUACUGGGCGCCACCAUCGUUAUGGCAAGAUCCGGUGUCACUUUGACACGCAUCGACCAGCUCGUCAGCCAGUACAAGGUGACCGCCAUUAGUGUUCCGCCGGCACACUUACGGGCGGUUCUAGCCGAGAUGAAGAGCUCGGGAAACCCGCUCAAGGGCGUCCGCCGCAUCGGCAUCGGAGGCGGCGUGUUUCCAGAAGCCUACAAGGAAGCGCAAAGCGCGUUUGUCGACUUUGAGUGUCUGACGAACGCAUACGCUAUGAGUGAGUGUAUGGGGAUCGUAUGCUCACCUUCCAUUCACGCGGUCACUGGCAUAGACGUUGGAUUCCCAGCUCCAUCGUUGGAAAUCAAGGUUGUCGAUAUACUGACGCGAAAGAAGCUUGGACCGAACCAGGUUGGAGAGAUUUGCUUUCGCACUCCAAUGGUAAUGAAGGAAUACUACAAGAGGCCAAAACAGACCGCUGAGGUCUUCGAUCAGGAAGGCUGGUGCAAGUCAGGAGAUGCCGGUUACUACGACGAAUAUGGCAGGGUGUACAUUGUACAGCGGCUGAAGGAAAUGAUCAAGUGCAUGGACACUCAGGUGGUGCCCGGUGAACUAGAGGAGCUGCUCUAUGAAGAGCACUCGGAGUACAUCUCCGAGGUUGUCGUAGUGGGACUGCCACAUCCUGAAUACGGACAGGCACCGGCUGCGGUAGUAGUGCUCAAGCAGCCAAGUACCAGCGAACAUCAGGCUCAUGACAUUGCCCAGAAGAUCAAAGCAACGAUUUCAGAUAACUUGGCUGUGAACAAGCGCCUUUACGGAGGGGUGUUUUUCAUGGAGACACUACCGAAGACUGGAACUGGAAAAGUCAAACGAAAUCGCCUGGUCGAAGAGUGCGCCCGUAGAAUGGCGCUUUGAAGUUAUUGUAACGUAAGCCUAAGGGCGGCGCAAUAAAAUUUGACCACGUUUCUUUU
Molecule: messenger RNA, 2120 nt
Organism: Dermacentor silvarum
Lineage: Eukaryota; Metazoa; Arthropoda; Arachnida; Ixodida; Ixodidae
Exons: 10
Coding region: 1-2064 (687 amino acids)
Molecular function (GO): CoA-ligase activity
Source: RefSeq, a predicted model, not a curated record